UUACUUUCUGCGCAGUUCAGAUAGCGUGCGAACCCAUUUUGUCAGGGUACCCACUGCAAAGCAGCGAUAAUGUUGCACUUCGGAUUGAGAUGCGGAAUCGCAUUACUCGUCCUCCUCUGUGGUUCUUCCACUGCCCGAACGCUACCAGAAAACUGGAGACAGUACGUUGAUGCCGAUACAAUGGCAGACAGUAACGAUCAAUCGCGAUACAGCAACGACUACUGGGAGGGCGACAUUGCAGGGAUUGAUUUCGAAGAGGUGAAAGGGAAUUACGCCGCCAAUGCGGUCGACAACGACGCUUUGCUGUGGCCCAACAAUACUGUUCCCUAUGAAUUCACCACGCAAACUUCGGCGGCAUUCAGUUCAUCGGAAACGAGAAUGAUUAAGGAAGCGAUGGAUAUUAUCAUGCAUUUCACCGGCAACUGUGUCAAAUUUGUGCCUCGUACUUACCACCUUGAUUACGUUAAAUUUCAAAAAAGCUUUCAAUGCUCGUCGAAUAUCGGUCGGACGGGACAGAAGCAGUUAAUACAGCUGACACCGAGUUGCAUAGCCCAUUACGGCUGCAUCCAGCACGAGCUGAUGCACACGCUGGGUUUCUACCACGAACAGUCACGCCUCGAUCGGGAUGACCACGUUAUCAUCAACUGGGAUAACAUUGCGGCAGAGGACAAAGUCCAGUUUGAGAAGCGUAAAGGCGUGACAUUUGACCUUCCCUACGACUACCAGUCGAUUAUGCACUACGAACUGAAAGCCUUCGCUAAAGACCCGAAUUUCCCUACCAUAGUACCGUUAGUGAGGGGAAUGAAAAUGGGACAGAACGAGAAUCUGAGUCCACUAGACUUGGCCAGGAUUUACAAGCGCUUCAGGUGCAACGUGCCCACCGAUACAGAUUUCAGGUGCACGCAAGGGAUAUGCCCCGCUUCCGAUACGAUGGCGUCCGCGAUGCAAGAGAAUUCAGGCAGCGCCAGCAGUGCCAAGUCACUCCCAAAAUUAUCGCAAGAGGUUUGCGUCCCACCGAGCACUGCGAGCUUGGCUUCGGAUGUUACUUCUGCUGCCCAGGAUGAGCCUCAGGAUCGCAGUUCCCAUCCGGAAGACUAUGUCUACCCACUGCCCCGUCGCCCUGUGUUGACCUGGACACCUGAAGAGUGCGGACAGCAACCUUCGUCCGAGAGCGGGUGCUCAAUCUACGACUUUCAUGCCAACUGCACCCAGGGGCAAAGCAAAGACACAGUUUUAUUUUACAAGCUAACUUGCCAGGAAUACACCUAUGGCUUGAAAUCAGACCCAGACGGAAUUAGAGCUGUCACUGAAGCGUUGGCCCGGCCACCCAUCCGCAACAUAGCCGCUUUUUGGGAAGACUCCAAGAAUUUUACUGGUGAACUGUUGCAACCCAUUCGUAAACAAAUCAUUCGGUUCCAGCUAAUAUCUGCGGAGAGCAGCCGAGCCACCGGCAAGCUUCGUGAAAUGAUGUUGACCAAUAUGCUUGAUUUUUGUGUAAACCAUUGUCGUUUAAAUGUGAAUAUCGCUAUCCAGCGAACGGAUUUCACCACUUCUCCGAAGCUUCGCAUACUCGCUAUCGUUGGGUGUCGAAUUGCAUUGCUGGAAGCCGACAGCUUCUUCUAUCUGAUGGAUCUUCGGGUGAUUAAGGUGGAGUUUUGGAGUUCUUCAGAUGACGACGAUGACGUCGAUGACGACGAUUUUCGUCUUCCAGUGCACGGCAAAAACGGCGAAUCGUCAGUUGCCUUGCCAGGUGACACAAGGCCCAUUGGUCACAUUCACUGCGAUCCGGCUCGUGUAUCUGUAUGGUAUCGUGCGUGGAUAGCCAGGAAUCCGUAUCUGAUUCAGAAUCGAACAGUAGGCAGUGUGUAUAACGUGGGAGGACUGAGGAACGACGGUUACACGCACGAUGAACUUUUUGCGCCGAUUAACUGCAGCAACGCCAUUAUGAGCACUAAAAAACCGGUCUAAGAAAAUUUAGGCUAAGAAAAAUACCGCUCAGACAGCGGAGCUUUGCUAUUGAUGCGCAAUGGCAUGAUUUUCUUUGUGGAGUUUGGAAUGCGCUUAAGCUAACCCUUUUAACGAUUUGCAAUCUCUUCCCCCA
Molecule: messenger RNA, 2101 nt
Organism: Paramacrobiotus metropolitanus
Lineage: Eukaryota; Metazoa; Tardigrada; Eutardigrada; Parachela; Macrobiotidae
Exons: 9
Coding region: 70-1968 (632 amino acids)
Biological process (GO): proteolysis
Molecular function (GO): metalloendopeptidase activity; zinc ion binding
Source: RefSeq, a predicted model, not a curated record